GGCGAGGAAAUUGUGAUACCCAUUUUCUAUGAUGUGGAGCCUUCAGUUGUGCGCAAUCAAACAGAAAGUUUUGCUGAAUCAUUUAAGAGACAUGAAGAAAAGAAUACAGAGAAGGCGAAAGUGGAAAGGUGGAAGGAAGCGUUGAAAAAGGCUGGCAAAAGCUCAGGGUAUCAUCUGCAGAAUGACUUUAAUGGGUUCGAAGCAGAAUGUGUCGAAACAGUUACUAACGACAUAUUUACUCGAGUGAAUCGAUCCAUUCAAGCCUCCUCAACUGUCCUUGACAAUUUCGUGGGAUUGGAAACUAGAGUUGGCUAUAUAGGUAAGUUGUUGAUAGAGGAACCUGAUGAUGUUAAAUUCAUUGGGAUUUGGGGUAUGGGAGGUAUUGGCAAGACAACAAUUGCAAUGUUUGUUUUUAACAAAUAUUUGAGCCAAUUUAAUGGAGCUUGCUUUCUUAAAGAUGUUAAACAACAUGAGAUCACUGAAUUGCAAGAGACCCUUUUAAAAACCAUUCUAAAGGGGGAGAUGGAAAUAAGCAAUGAGGUUGAUGGAAUGGUGAAGAUAAGAGAAUGGCUUGGAAGGAAAAAGGUUUUGAUUGUUCUUGAUGACGUAGAUGAUCACGUGGAACAAUUACAGAAAUUAGUUGGAUGUCGAGAUUGGUUUGGUAGGGGUAGUAGAGUGAUUAUAACCACAAGAGAUGCUGGAGUAUUGCGUUCCCAUGGAGUUAAUAAAAAGUAUGUAUAUGAAGUACAUACACUGGAACACCAGAAAGCUAUUCAACUCUUUAGUUGUUAUGCCUUUAGAAGUGAAAUUCCUGCUAGUGGUUUCCAACGACUCACGGGAUUGAUAGUGCAUUAUUGUAAGGGUCUUCCAUUAGCUCUUAAAAUUUUAGGGUCUUCUCUUUGUGGACUAGAGGCUGCUGACUGGGAAAACUUUAGAGCAACUCAAGGACAAUCCACAUGAUGAUAUUCAUGGGAAGCUUAAGAUAAGUUUUGAUAGAUUAGAUUCCAAAAGUCAAAAAAUCUUUUUAUAUAUUGCAUGUUUUUUCAGACACGAGAAAGAAAAAUAUGUAAAAGAUGUGCUUAAAAGUUGUGAUUUGCAUCCAGUCAUUGGUAUGCGUGUGCUCAUUGAAAGAUCUCUCAUAUCAGUUGUGGAAGGAAGAAUUGAGAUGCACGAUCUAAUCCAAGAUAUGGGUUGGCAUAUUGCAAGAGAGGAGAAACCUAAGAGCAUGGUAUGGGAGUUUGAGGAUGCUGUAUUAUACAGAGAAAUGGAGCUUACUAAACACAUAGAAUGUAUUUUAUUCUCCUAUUCUACAUAUGGAUUUUGGCGGCACAAUUAUGAGAAUAUUAGCAGUGCCUUUGAAGCUUUGAAGAUACUCAUAGGUAAAUGGCCGUUGGAGGAUAUUAAUAUUGACCUUGUUGUCAAGGAUAAUUAUCAGCUUCCUAGCAGCUUGAGGUGGCUUCAUUUCCCAUAUUAUCCUUUCCGUUCAUUACCCACAAGUUUUCAUCCCUCUACCAUGGAUACGAAUCCAUUGGAGCUUGUUGGGAUUUGUCUGCACCAUAGUUCUCUUCAAAAUUGUUGGAUAACUAAGGAAUUAAAUAAACUUACCUAUUUAGAUCUUAGCUCUUCCUGUUCUUUGCUAGAGACUCCAAAUUUUGAUAUGAUGCCAAAUUUGAGAUGCUUAGACCUUUCAAGUUGUAAAAAAUUAGAAGAAAUUCAUCCUUCUAUUGGACGUCUUGAGAAGCUUAUUGUAUUGGAUGUAAGCGAUUGCGACAAGCUAAAGAAGCUUCCCUGCUUUAUUAAAGUUUCAUCUCUUCAAUUUCUUAAACUUGAGAAAUGCAAAUCAUUAGAAAAUUUUCCAGAAAUCCAGGCAAAUACGCCACUUGUACUGGAGCUGAAUUUAGAAUCCAUUCGAAAUAUUAGAGAACUCCCCUCAUCCAUCGGACGACUACGUGGCCUCACCAAGUUAUGCUUCUAUGAUUGUAGAAAUCUUGUCUGUCUUUCUGAUGAUAUAUGUGAGUUGGAAAGCCUUAAAAUUCUUGAGCUUACAUGUUGUAGCCAACUAGAGUCAUUGCCAGAAAAGCUGGGCAACUUGUCAAAAUUGGAAGAGCUUCAUGUAUAUAAGACUGCCAUUUUUCAACUCCCAUCUUCAAUAAGGCAGUUGAGCUCACUUGAAUGCUUGUGUUGGGUAGGCAACCGGGAGAUUGAUGAAGAGAGAGGUCUCAAAUUUGUGCCUAGUGUAUCAGGUUUGCGCUCACUAAAAAGGUUACAGCUCUCUGAUUUUAAGACCAUCGACGAAGGACUCCCUUCAGAUCUUGGACAAUGCUUGAUUUCACUUGAAUAUUUGAAUCUUCAGAGAAGCAAUUUUGGUUAUUUACCUAAAAGUUUGAGCCAACUCUCUAGUCUUCAAUACCUUGACAUUAGAGAUUGUAAAGAACUUGAAAAUUUUCCAGAUCUCCCAAACACUAUAAGUGAACUAUAUGUGAAUUCCAAAUUUGCCUUUGGAAACAAGUCAAUCAACAUAGAUAUGUUAGCAAUCAAGUGCCCCAUGUUAUAUUCGGUCUCAUUCUUCUCUUGCGAUGAUGUGUUGGAUUUGUCCAGAGGUGUAAUCUUUUUAGCUAAAAUGAGCAAUCAAUUUCCAUUUCACAGAAAGACUCCUUUUAGUGUUAGCUACUCAAGCUAUUCCUUCCAAAGCUAUUCAAUUUAUCAUUAUAGUACUGUCUUGAGAUCAUUCAAAUACCGAUGCUACAAGUCAAAAAAGGAUCUUCUUUAAUCUUAAUCUUCAUUGGUAUAGUACACAAUUUGUGGGAUUUGCUAUAUAUUUUGUCACUUUUGAAGAUUAUAUAUGGGGACGACCAAGCUCGUACCAAGGCUUUGACGACUGUGCUUAUCAUUGUGUGAUUAAAGCCAAACUAUCAUCACAUGAUGAUAUUAAAAAUGAAGAUCUCGAAACAAAAUGUGUGAUAGUCGGAUCAACUUCUUACAAAGGUUAUGACUACAAAAGACACAUUUGCUUUGUCUACCUACCAUUUAGUAGUUUGUGGCCUCAAUCUAAACCUAUAAUGGAAGCAAAUGAUUAUUCAAGAUUCAAGGUGGAACUUGUGGAUUUGAAAGCUUCAGCAAAUUGGGGCGUUAAUUUAUUGUAUAAAAGCCCAAUAGGAGCAAGAGAGGAUAUGGCUAAUCACCAUAGGAGUGAUUCAGGACUACUCAGAACUAAUGAUAUUGGAUGUUUGACCUCGUUGGAGUCGGAGAUAGAGUACUUGAAUCACGGUAGCGAAAGUUUUGGCAGUUUACCUGCAUGUUAUAGCCAACUUCCUAGUUAUCGAUAUCUUGACAUCAGUGGUUGUAAAGAACUUAAAGAGCUACCAGAACUCCCAACUACUAUAAGAGAACUAUAUGCAAAUUUUAGUUUGGCUUCUGAAAGCAACAUAACCAAGCUAGCAACCAAGUACCCAACAUUAUAUUCUGUCUCAUUCUCUUCUUCCAAAAGUUUGAAUCCCCAGCUCCAAGGGCCCCUUACACCUGCAUUCUCUCUGGGAUAUAAAGAGGUUUCUGCUGUGGAGUUAGCUAGGAAGUUUGCUCAUGCGCCUUUUCUAUUCAUGAGAGACUCUUCUUUCAUUGUUACCUAUCCUGAUGGAUAUAUUUCAACCGACAGAGAUGUCACGAAAUGGUUCAAAUAUUCAUCUCAUCAUUCAAAUAAGAUCUCCAUUAGUCUUGAAUCCUCCUGGUAUAAUCAAAGCUUUGUGGGAUUUGUUGUGUGCUUUAUUUUCAAUUCAUCUGAUGGUAUAUGGAAAUCAUGCCCAGACGGUCGUCCUUUUAGAUACGGUGAGGUCAUAGCCCAGCUGGUACACAAAGAUAAUGAACAACUUCUCCAAACAAAUUGUGUGAUUGGCAGACUAUGCGAUGAAGAGUUUGAUUCAGAAUUCAAGUAUAGUGAAAUCAUAUGCUUUGCCUACAUACCAUUUCUUAGUCUGUUUAAAAAUAAAUUGAGCGCUACCCCGCCCAGUGAUUAUUUGGUAUUUGAGGUGGCAUUUGCAUCAAAUGCCUCAACAGAUUGGAGUUGUGGUUUGUUAUAUAACAAUGAUGAAUCAUUAAGUGAAGCAAUAUGGAGCAAAACUAUAGCUACUUCCCAUGAUAAUGGUGAUUCAGGACAUAGUGCUGAAUCGCCUAUUGAUGCAAGUGAUGAUGAAUCAGAACCUUCAAAAAAUGGUGAUUCUGUAGAAGGAGAAGAAGGUGAAUCAAUUGAUGGUGAUGAAGAUGUUGAGGAGUAUGAAAGUGAUGCAGGACAUAGUUCAGGUCCAAAUGUAACCGAACUAUGGGAGUUUACUGAAAUUGUAGAUCGAGUUCAAUGUCGAAUGGUUUCAAUGCCAGAGUGCUCUGAUGCUAAGGUUUUCCGACUUCUUUAUACAAAUUCUGGUGUUGGCAUCUUGGCUCUUAGCUCAAAUGGUAUUCAAAAACUAUGGAAAUGGCCCAACAAUGAACAAAAUCCAACCGGAAAGGCCACUGCCAAUUCUGUUCCACAACAUUGGCAACCAACUAGUGGUCCUUUUAUGAUUAAUGAUGUGAUAGGUGUCAACCUCGAGAAAGUAGUUCCUUGCAUUGACCUCUCCAAAAAUGACUCUUAUAUUGUAUCAGCUGCUGGUGGAAAGAUUUCAUUGUUUAACAUCAUGACAUAUAGGGUAUUGACAAAAUUCAGGCCAUCACCUACACCAACUUUCUUAGUUUUCUAUCCUUGGGACAAUAACAUUAUUGCAAUUGGUACGGAGGAUGGGACCAUAUGUAUAUACAAUGUUAAGGUAGAUCAGGUCAUGGUUGAAUUUAUUAAAGGCCAUCAUAAACAUAUCACUGGUCUAGCAUUCUCUACUACUAAUCGUGACAUGCUGGUUUCAUCGUCUGCUGAUGCCCAACUUUGUGUAUGGGAAAUUUUUGGUAGAUGGCGAAAGAGAAUAUCAGUUCGCAUCCAGUUACCUGCUGGUAAAGUGCAUUCAGGUGACACACAUGUGAUGUUUCAUACUGACCAACUCCACUUAUUAGUUACACAUGAAACUCAAUUGGCAAUAUAUGAUACUUACAAUAUGGAACGCAAACGUCAGUGGUUCCCACAAGGUUGUCUUUCUGCACGAAUCUCUUCUGCUACUUACUCCUGUAAUAGCCAACUAGUUUAUGCAUCCUUUGUUGAUGGGAAUAUUGGAGUACUUGAUGCCGAUAACCUUACAUUGAGAUGCCGUAUUGCUCCAUCUGCUUAUUUAUCUCAGCCAAUAUUGAAUAGCAAGCGUGUAGUGUAUGCAGUUGUGAUUGCAGCGCAUCCACAGGAACCCAACCAACUUGCAAUUGGAUUGACAAAUGGGUCUAUUAAAGUCAUUGAACCACUGGAAUCUGAAGGAGAGUGGGGAAUAUCUCCCCUUAUUGAUAUUGAAAUUCUAAAUGAUAGAACCAAACUGUGGGAAUUGACAAAAAUUAUAGAUCAAGUUCAAUGUCAAGUGGUUUCCAUGCCAGAGUGCUCUGACGCUAAGGUUUCCGGACUUCUUUAUACAAAUUCUGGUGUUGGCAUCUUGAGACUCCGCUCAGAUAGUAUUCAAAAAUUAUGGAAAUGGUCCUACAAUGAACAAAAUCCAAGCAAAAAGAAUUGGAAACCAAACAGUGGUCCUUCUAUGAUUAAUGAUGUGCCAAGUGUCAAUCUAGAGGAAGUAGCUCCUUGCAUAGCCCUUUCGAAUGAUGACUCUUAUAUUGUGUCAGCUGUUGGUAAAAAGGUUGCAUUGUUUAACAUCAUGACAAGUGAGGUAUUGAAAAUAAUCACGACGUUGCCAUCUGCAUCAACUUUCUUAGCUUUUGAUCCUCAUGACAACAAUAUUAUUGCAAUUGGUACGGAAAAAUCAUCCAUAUAUAUAUAUGGUUGGGUAAAUGAGGAAUUGAUUGAACUUAACGAACAUCUAAAACCCAUUACUGGUCUAGCAUUCUCUACCAAACUUAAAAUGUUGGUUUCAGGAGAUGCUGAUGCCCAGCUUUGUGUGUGGAACACUAAUUUGUGGAAAAAGAGAAGAUCAGUUCGCAUCCAAUUGCCUAGUGGUAAAGUGCCCUCUGAAGGUGACACACAUGUGAUGUUUCAUGCUGACCAACUCCACUUACUAGUUACACAUGAAACGCAAUUGGCAAUAUAUGAUGCAUCCAAGAUGGAACUCAUACACCAGUGCAUCCCACAUGUUUCCCCUUCUAUGCGGAUCUCUUCUGCUACAUACUCCUGCAACAGCCAACUAAUUUAUGCAUCAUUUAUUGAUGGGAACAUUGGAGUUCUUGAUGCUGAUACCCUAAGACUGAAAUGUCGUAUUGUUCCAUCUGCUUAUUUAUCUCAGAACGGAAGCGAGGAUGUGUAUCCACUUGUGAUUGCAGCACAUCCACAUGAACCCAACCAAUUUGCAGUUGGAUUGACAGAUGGGUCUAUUAAAGUCAUAGAACCAUUAAAAUCCCAGGGGAAUUGGGAAGUAUCUGUAUCUUCCCCAGUUGAUAAUGGGAAGAAAAAUGGUAGAUUGGUAUGGCAGGUUCUUCGUGGCACAUUGGCAACCAUAUGUCUUGGAUUAUUUGGGGUGGGCAUCAUUCGAAUUAUUCAAAUUAAAACUAGAAAAUCAAAAAUGAAUUUUGAUGGAUAUAUGACAGAUGGGUCCAGAACAAACAGACCGGAUGAAACAGAAAAAGGUGAACGUGAACCCAACAACCCUAAGGCCGAGUUCAGCGCUCGACCAAUCAAGGUCCGACUAUGAGUUCCAAUUAAAUCCAUUAAAUUUGAAAUAAAAAUAUGUUGAACUCAUUGGUAGCUCGAGGUUCCAUUGGCACACAUAAAAAACUGUUUCUGAGUGUAUUUUGAAAUGUGUGUAUUUGAUUAUUAAUAUGCACGUAUACAGUGUUUUUGCUC
Ipomoea nil (Japanese morning glory) is the source of this 6904-nucleotide messenger RNA. RefSeq names its product protein TPR1-like. NCBI's taxonomy places the organism in Eukaryota, Viridiplantae, Streptophyta, Magnoliopsida, Solanales, Convolvulaceae. The record is from RefSeq and is a predicted model, not a curated record. Gene Ontology annotation, biological process: signal transduction; regulation of DNA-templated transcription. Gene Ontology annotation, molecular function: protein binding. Bases 3060 to 6752 code for a protein of 1230 amino acids. The transcript is spliced from 24 exons.